Penaeus indicus is the source of this 1365-nucleotide messenger RNA. RefSeq lists its product as uncharacterized. Lineage: Eukaryota; Metazoa; Arthropoda; Malacostraca; Decapoda; Penaeidae. Bases 1 to 1365 code for a protein of 454 amino acids. The transcript has a single exon. The record is from RefSeq and is a predicted model, not a curated record.
AUGACACAUAUUACCCAGAUCGUCAAAGUGCUCAAAGAGCUGUCCAAGAGGAUUGGUAAGGUCAAGAAACCCACACAGACGCCCACCAAGGCUCUCAAGAAACCCACACAAACGCCCACCAAGGCUCUCAAGAAACCCACACAGACAACCACCAAGGCUCUCAAGAAACCCACACAGAAGCCCACCAAGGCUCUCAAGAAACCCACACAGACGCCCACCAAGGCUCUCAAGAAACCCACACAGACGCCCACCAAGGCUUUCAAGAAACCCACACAGACGCCCACCAAGGCUCUCAAGAAACCCACACAGACGCCCACCAAGGCUCUCAAGAAACCCACACAGAAGCCCACCAAGGCUCUCAAGAAACCCACACAGAAGCCCACCAAGGCUCUCAAGAAACCCACACAGACGCCCACCAAGGCUCUCAAGAAACCCACACAGACGCCCACCAAGGCUCUCAAGAAACCCACACAGACGCCCACCAAGGCUCUCAAGAAACCCACACAGACGCCCACCAAGGCUUUCAAGAAACCCACACAGACGCCCACCAAGGCUCUCAAGAAACCCACACAGAAGCCCACCAAGGCUCUCAAGAAACCCACACAGACGCCCACCAAGGCUCUCAAGAAACCCACACAGACGCCCACCAAGGCUCUCAAGAAACCCACACAGACGCCCACCAAGGCUUUCAAGAAACCCACACAGACGCCCACCAAGGCUCUCAAGAAACCCACACAGAUGCCCACCAAGGCUCUCAAGAAACCCACACAGAAGCCCACCAAGGCUCUCAAGAAACCCACACAGAAGCCCACCAAGGCUCUCAAGAAACCCACACAGACGCCCACCAAGGCUUUCAAGAAACCCACACAGACGCCCACCAAGGCUCUCAAGAAACCCACACAGACGCCCACCAAGGCUCUCAAGAAACCCACACAGACGCCCACCAAGGCUCUCAAGAAACCCACACAGAAGCCCACCAAGGCUCUCAAGAAACCCACACAGACGCCCACCAAGGCUUUCAAGAAACCCACACAGAAGCCCACCAAGGCUCUCAAGAAACCCACACAGAAGCCCACCAAGGCUCUCAAGAAACCCACACAGAAGCCCACCAAGGCUCUCAAGAAACCCACACAGACGCCCACCAAGGCUCUCAAGAAACCCACACAGACGCCCACCAAGGCUCUCGAGAUGGACAGAGAGAUGAAUAUGCUUGAUUAUGAUGUAAAUGAGCUGAAUGCCCUAAACAACGUGGCUCCCAGCACGUUGGCCGCAAUUUUAGGUCUGAUUUCCGCAGAGGAUAAGCACUAUAUCUCUUCCGAUGACGAGGAGGAAAUGGAAAUCGCCGUGAAUUCAACAAGAAAUUGA